This is a messenger RNA of Loxodonta africana (African savanna elephant), 2225 nucleotides long. RefSeq names its product solute carrier family 22 member 10. The transcript is spliced from 9 exons. Gene Ontology annotation, cellular component: membrane. Lineage: Eukaryota; Metazoa; Chordata; Mammalia; Proboscidea; Elephantidae. The coding region runs from base 303 to 1904 and encodes 533 amino acids. The record is from RefSeq and is a predicted model, not a curated record. Gene Ontology annotation, molecular function: transmembrane transporter activity. Gene Ontology annotation, biological process: transmembrane transport.
ACUGGCGAGCUACAGAGGUCAGAGACAUUCACAGAGCAGGUCUUCAAGCAGGUUUAUUUUUAACAUAUGUAACUAGUUCUGGUAAAGAGUUCUCUUACGACUUUCUUGAAAAUUUCUGGCUUCCUUAUUCGGCAGGGAACUGGGGAAACUAACCCUGCUUUGCAGAGUUGGUUUAAUAGGGCUGAUUGAAGAGAAAGUGAGGUAGAAUCAACACUGAAUUAGUGAAAAACAACAUUUUUAGUGUUUGAAAAUAUCCCCAUAAAAUUUUUGUGCCUUCAUUUGGGGAUUAACUCUUCAGCUUGAUGGCCUUUCAGGAGCUCUUGGACAAAGCAGGAGGACAGGGGAGAUUCCAAAUCCUUCAGAUGAUUUUACUUUUAACAUCCAUUGGAAUAGCAAACAUUCACUGUCUGCUGGAGAACUUCACUGCAGCCGUCCCUGGUCAUCGCUGCUGGGUUCGUGUUCUGGACAAUGACACUGUUUCAGCUAAUGGCACUGAGAUCCUGAAUUCAGAUGUCCUUCUUAGAAUUUCCAUCCCACUGGACUCAAAUCUGAGGCCAGAGAAGUGUCGUCGUUUCCUCCACACCCAGUGGCAGUUCCUUCAGCUUAAUGGAACCUUCCCCAACAUGAGUGAGCCAGACACUGAGCCCUGUGUAGAUGGCUGGGUGUAUGACCGAAGCAUCUUCUCCUCUACCAUUGUGAAUGAGUGGGACUUGGUAUGUGGAUCUCAGAUUCUAAAAUCAGUGUCUCAAUUCAUUUUCAUGAUUGGAGGGCUGAUGGGAAGUCUCAUGUUUGGCCAUCUGGCAGACAGGUUUGGACGGAGGUUGGUGCUCAGAUGGUGUGUCCUCCAGCUGGCUGUCUUUGGGACUUGUGUGGCCUUUGCUCCCACCUUCCUCAUUUAUUGCUCACUGCGCUUCUUGAGUGGGUUUUCUUCCAUGGGUGUCACGGUCAACUGCGGCUUGCUCACCAGUGAGUGGACAGUGACCAAAUCCAAAGCCUUGGUAACAACACUGGGAAACUGUGCCAGUAGUAUUGGACAGAUAAUCCUGGGAGGCCUGGGUGUUGCUAUUCAAGAGUGGCGCAUAUUGCAGCUGGUGGUAUCGGUGCCCUUCUUUGUCUUCAUUCUGCCCUCAAGGUGGCUGGUGGAGUCUGCUCGGUGGCUGAUUGUCAACGACAAAUCAGAUGAGGGCUUAAAGGAACUUAGAAAAGUUGCAUGCAUAAAUGGAAUAAAGAAUGCUGGAGAAACCCUCACCAUGGAGGUUUUGAGACUCACCAUGCAGGAGGAGUUGAAAGCAGCACAGACCAAAACUUCUGCAUUUGACUUGUUCCGCACACCCAACAUGCGUAAAAGAAUGUGCGUCCUUUGCCUUUUGAGAUUUUCGACCAGUCUAUCCUUUUAUGGCCUUGCUCUCAACCUGCAGUACUUGGGGACCAAUAUUUCCCUGUUCCAGAUUCUCUUUGGAGCUGUCACCCUCCCCGCAAGAUGUAUUGCCCUUUUGGCACUGAAUCAUAUGGGCCGCAGAAUAAGCCAUAUAUUGUUCAUGUUCCUGAGUGGACUUUUCAUUCUGACCACUGUGUUUGUGGCCAAAGAAAUGCAGACGGUGAUUGUGACCUUGGCAGCUUUAGGAAUCUGCACAGUUUCAGCCACUAGUACCAGUAUUGCUGUCUAUCGCAAUGAGCUCAUACCCACCACACUCAGGGGUACAGCUUUAGGAAUCAUUUUAGUGGCCAGUAGGAUUGGAGGAACACUGGCUCCCCUCAUGAUGACACUAGCAGUUUAUAUGCCUCUCUUGCCCUGGAUCAUCUAUGGAGUUUCCCCCAUCCUUGUUGGAUUUUUGGUUGUCUUUCUUCCUGAAACCAGAGAUCUUCCUCUGCCUGACACCAUCCAGGAUGUGGAAAACAGGUGAGUAAGCAUUCAAGUGAGUGUUUGGUGAUGAUAUGUUCUCUGGGUCUGUGGUGAAGACAUUUAAUGCCCGAGAAACACAGAGACCAUUGGAGUCCUUUUCCCAGUUUUCAGGCCCAGGCCCAACUAAUUGAGCCUUUGUGUCUCCAAACAAAAUGAUGUCCUCCUCCACCUGAGGCUCCCUAGAUUUCAUAUACCGCCUCUGCCCAACCUUCACCAUUAGCUUUAGAGGAUAGAGGCCAAUAUUAAGCCUAUUGUUCAUGGGACAUUCUCCCUGCCCUUGGGAAGUGUGCACUCACUACUGAAUUUUUCAGUUUUGCUUAGG